Molecule: messenger RNA, 3233 nt
Organism: Phaedon cochleariae (mustard beetle)
Lineage: Eukaryota; Metazoa; Arthropoda; Insecta; Coleoptera; Chrysomelidae
Source: the annotation of a GenBank genome assembly
AGUUUUUUUCAGAAUGUGGCAGAAAUAUGUAUCGCUUCUUAUUUUCGCUGCAGCUGCUAGUUGUUUCAAUAUCGACACGAAUUUUCCGAAGGUAUUCGUUGAUCCUGCCUCAACGAAAAACAAGAAUAUGAAAUCCUAUUUUGGAUAUUCAGUUGUUAUGAACCCAAUGAGCAAUACGAAUCCAGUUGAGUGGAUCAGAAUUGGAGCCCCAAUAGCAAAAAAUUCUCUCGGAACAAUAGAUGGAUUGGUCUACAAUUGUGAUAUGAAUGGCUGUGAACCAAUUGAAUUACCAAAAUCCAUCUUUCGCAAUGAAAGAAUCAAAGAAAAAUUGGAACAUGGGUGGAUAGGAGGAACAAUGGACAUAAGUUACGAAUUUGAUAGGAUGACGGUUUGCGCAUUCCAUAGAUAUUAUGUUAAUGGAGGAGAUUUUACAACAAUGGGUACCUGCUAUUUGUCAACGUUGAAUUCAACAACCUUUGAGAAUAUGGACCCCUUAUUAGAUCCUUAUGUACCUGUUGCAGAUAAACGUUAUUAUUUAUAUGGCCAAGGACAAGCCGGAUUCUCAGCACAUUUCUCUAACCAUCGCGGUGAUUUCAUUGAUUUGGUGUUGGGUGCCCCUGGAGUGUAUAACUGGGCUGGAACACCCAUAAAAGUCAAAUAUGAGGUGAUCAAUAGCCCUCCUGCUAACAGAAGAAGGAAAAAAAGAGCCACUAACUAUCACAAGACAGUCGCUAUUCCUGAUACCAGCGAAACACUUGUCGACAACAUACUGUUUGGUUAUGCAGUUACUUCAGGAUAUUUUUAUCAAGAUGAAACACUGUACUAUGCAGCAAGUACUCCAAAAGGAAAUGAUUACAAGGGAAAGGUUGUUAUAUUUGAGUUUGACAGUUCGAGAGCAAUCCAGGGAAAAGAAACAAAACUGGGUGAGCAAUUCGGGGAAUAUUUUGGCGCUUCUAUCGCUUCAGGAAAAAUCAAUUCAGACAAUCUGGACGAUUUAGUUGUGGGAGCACCUUAUUUCAAAGACAAAUCAUACAAUGAAGGAAGAGUUUAUGUAUUCCUCAGCGAGAGAAAGGACUUGAAAAUGUAUACAGUACUAACUGGUAGAAGCACAAACAGUCAAUUUGGAUCAGCUAUCAUGUGUUUAGGAGACAUUGACUUAGAUGGAUAUGGAGACAUUGCAAUUGGUGCCCCCUAUGAAGACGAUAACACAGGAGCAAUAUACAUUUAUGGGGGAAGUAAUACAGGUGUUGACAAAAUUCCUCGUCAAAUAAUUCUUGGAAAACAAAUCACACCGGAAAUACUAGGAUUUGGUAUCAUUAUCUCUAAGGCGAUUGAUAUGGACCACAAUAAUUACAAAGAUUUGGCGAUAGGUGCUUAUUUAUCAGGCAAUGCUGUGCUUCUGAGAAGUCGUCCAAUAGUCGUCGUACACUAUAAUCUUCUUGCAGCUCCUAGUGUAUUGAAAUUGGAUUCGACUUCUUUCUUGUUGAAUAUUUGUUUUUCAUACUCUAUUCACAGUGAAGAAACUGUUGAUAUUAUCUACGAAAUAAAAGUAGUAGGUCGAGCAAAUAUAUUUGGCAAUGAAACUAUCAUUAGAAAUCUCGUUAUAACUAAAGGAAACCUUACAUGUGAUUCUAUCAAUGUAACUGUUGAGGAGUCAGAAAAUCUUAGCUCAUCUAUAAAAGCAGUAUUUUCGUAUAGACUGAACUACAAUUCAACAGAGAAGGGGAUAACAUAUAUUUCGGAAAGUGUACUCGAAAACAAGGACGAAUUGUGUAUACGGUGUCCCGUUUUGGAUGAAUAUCGCUCGAACGAAACAUAUAAGGAAUUCGAUAUUCCUUUUACCAGGGAUUGUGGAGAUGACGAUAUUUGCCAAUCAAAUUUGAGUAUCAGUAUAAAUAUCGCGGGUUUGGGGAAAAAUGAGCCCUUUGUACUUGGAUCAAGAAAUAACCUGGAAGUAGAGGUGGUAUUGGAUAACACAGGAGAAAAUGCUUUUGGUACAGAAUUACAGAUUAUAUUACCGGAAGUUACGUUUAGACAAAAACCAGCCAGAUGCAGAAACAUAUUCACAAACGGUUCGGCCGUUAUUUGUACUAUUGACAACCCACUGAGAAAAAAUGCAACGAGAAUACUCCAUUUAGAUCUGAACUUGGAAACAAAUUUGUACAAGUUUUCGUCUGCAAAGGAGCUGCAAAUGCUUUUCACAAUUGUGACAACCAGUGAGAAUAGUAAGAAUUUUGUUAGAUACGGACUAGAACUAAGGCGAGAGGCUGAUAUCAAAUUAUUUGGGAUCUCGGAACAACAAAGUAACUUCCUUGGAAACAGUACUACUGGUACAUCGGAUGUAACACACACUUACAAGAUCGAAAAAAUUGGGGUGAGUCCAUUGGAGAAUAUCACAGUUGAGAUAGAAAUCCCUCACACAUAUGUUUCUCUACAAAAAGAAGUCACAUUCAUUGGAGUGUAUGAGCCUAUCUCGUUUGUUGGUAGUCAACCAAUGACCUGUCGAAGUGAAUUAACAUAUGCAUCACUGAAACGAUCUCAAACUGAAGAAGAAAAUGUAUUCGGUGAUGUCAGACGAAAACGCCAAGUGGAAGUGUUCAAAAAUGUUUCGACGCACAAUAAAGAAGACGUGAAAAUCAACGACAAGGAAAUAGAAUUAACUCCAAACAAAACUUUGUAUUUGAAUAGUAGUUCUGAAGCUGUAAAGUGGAGCUCAAUUAUAUGUGAAUUUGACAUGUUGCAAGAGUCUCUAGCCUCCAUCGAAAUUAGGAUGCUGUUCAAUAUAUCUGCUAUUUCAGAUUUGAUGGAAAGUAAAGAUACAAUUUUAUUCUCAACACACGGAAAAGUCAAAAUUGGCAAAACUGCGAAGAGUGGAAAUAGAUCUAUAGAUGUGUCUACCGCUUUUGUGAAUGAUGUAAUCAAGAAGAAGAAGGUCGCCCUCUGGAUUAUAAUUUUGUCUGCCAUAGCUGGUCUUCUACUGCUGGCAUUGUUGGUUUAUGGCCUCAUUAAAGCGAGAUUUUUCAAGAGAACGAUUAGGGAAGAACUGGAGAAUAUGAAGGCAGCAGUACAAGAAGAGGAUGCAGCCAAAAAAGCAGCAGAAGAAGGACAAAUUCAGGAGGAAUUAUCGCCUCCAUUUGAAUCUGACAUCAACUCAUCCAAAGAGGGGCUCUGUGAUAAGGACGAGUGAAUAAUAACAUGAGAAAAAGUUGUCAUUGCAAAAUAUAGUAUAUGUC